Messenger RNA from Hemibagrus wyckioides, 2664 nucleotides. Its product is annotated as lipopolysaccharide-induced tumor necrosis factor-alpha factor homolog. The transcript is spliced from 5 exons. Bases 171 to 617 code for a protein of 148 amino acids. Gene Ontology annotation, molecular function: zinc ion binding. Lineage: Eukaryota; Metazoa; Chordata; Actinopteri; Siluriformes; Bagridae. The record is from RefSeq and is a predicted model, not a curated record.
UGCCUCCCUUGCUCUAGCGCUACCUCUCUCUCUCUCUCUCUCUCUAUCUCUCUCUCGCGCCCUCUCUCUCUCGCUCUGCCUCAUAUGUGAACAGUAGAUACUCCACCACGCUUCAGACCUGAGGACCAGGCACUUUUCUCCUCAAAUAUUUUGGUCCUUCACCUCUGAUCAUGGAUCUUAAUCCUCCUCCACCGUACCCGGGGCCUGAAGCAGUGUAUCCUCCAGUACAAGUUGUUCAGGAUGUGGUGUAUCCGGCUCCCCCCAAGUACAGCGCCGCAGUGGUUCAGCCCAUGCCUACUAUACUGCAGCCUGAGCUGGUGGUCCAGCCAGCGGCAGUCAUCCAGACCCAACCUGCGUUCAUGGUGGUCAACCCUGUGGUUGUUCAACCAGCUCUGUCAGAUGUUCCUGCCUCAAUGACAUGCACUUACUGCCAGCAACAAAUCGUCACCGUCAUCAAACCCAGCAAUGGACUCCUGGUCUGGACUGCUUUUGGAGUCAUGUUAGUGUUUGGGCUCUGGCCGUGCUGUCUGAUUCCCUUCUGCGUGCAUUCCUGUAAAGACAUCCAGCACACGUGUCCCAACUGCAGGAACGUCCUGCACGUUUACAGACGCAUGUGAGGACCCAAAGAACGUGACCCAGGGACGACAUCGCUGUGGGUUAUAACAAUGAUUCUAGUGUCGUUUUCGCUUUGUUUUGUUCUGCAGAUCCCUCCUACACCUCACUUUCACAUACCCAGUUCACUGCACAUCUACAGAGCGGGUUCUAAGGAGACGGUUUUCCAAAAAAUUACUCUGUGUUUUAUUUUAAUCAUCAUCAUUGCCUUUGCUUCUUUAACAUGUCGUGACUUCGGCUUUAUAAGGUUCUGUCUUGAGUUUUAUUUGUUGCCUCACACCUACAGGGUUUAGGGGUUUGAUUCCCAUCUCCUGCCCUGUGUGAGUGUGGGUGUGGAGUUCAGGGAUUCCCUCAGGGUUUCCUCAGGGUUCUCCCCGGUUUCCUCCACACAGUUCAAAGACAGACUGUAGAUGAUUGGCGUCUCCAGAUUUUCUCUACUCUGUCAAUGAGUGUCAAUCUGCGUCUUGUUUCCUGAGCCUCCUGGGAUAGACUCCAGGUUCCAGAAGUUCUAUCACCAAACACAGAUAAACUUUAAAGUGAACCAUCAUCCAAGAUGAACCUGAGAUCCCAAGAAUGCAACAUACGCAGGUCCAACCAAUCAAUAUCAAUAUCUGCUGGACAAAAAGCUGGACAAUGAAACACUUGCGGUCAGUAUAGACCACUUUUUCUGUACGUAAACAUUGUUUUGUGGGCGGAGCUUAAUUGGAGGCAGAAAGAUUUCCCUGACCGCUUUACAAGCGCUAGUUAUCAAAAUCCGACAUCAUCUGACUAUGUUAGGUCACUCACUGUCCAGGACCACGAAUGUUAUUUGAAAAAAAUUAACUUUAACAGAUGGAACCGGAUUGGUCGACCCGUACACACUCACUCAAUGGAUGGAUGGUGUGACAGGAUGACCUUGGGUUGACAUCUACACCUGACAUCUGAUAGAAAAACCGAGCGCUUCUGGUAACUGUAGAAAGGGAGAUGACCCAAACAGUUUCCUUUGUUUAGUCUCCGGUCGUUAGCUACCAGUUAGCUUACAUGCUACAACAUUAACAUUACACGAGAAAUCAUUGAACUAGUUCAUCAGUUUCUGAUGAGGUGGGGAUGCAUGAGAAAUAAUUAAACACGAAAACGAAACCAUAUCCCACACCAACAAAAAACAAUAGUUUCUUUAACUUUAUCUGAUGUGAAGUGUGCUGAUAGUUUCUGUCCAGUCCGCUCCUUUUAUUGCCUUUGACCACAGCUGUCAUCGUUUUUUAUGUCCUGCAGUGGCAGCAGCUAAGCGAUAAAACUUCAGAUUGGAGCCCCGUGGAUUCUGACACACAACAAUGAUGAUAUUUGCGAUCCUUGUGUAGCCGACUCUGAAGCUUUUUUAAAAAAAGAAAUUAAAACGUGUUGUUGUUUAUUUAUUUAUUUAUUUAUUUAUUUCCAAAAUAUGUUGAAAACGUUCUCAUAAAUUUAGUAAAGCAAUUGAAUUUGAACUGGACGUCGUUUCUGCUAACUUUAGCACCAAAGCCUCGAGACAGAACCUUAUAACUCCGAGCGAAUGUGAGUAUUUAUGUGUAUGUAAUAUGUGUAUCUGUAAUAUAUAUAAAUAUAUAAAUAUAUAUCAUGUAAUCUGUGUUGAAAAUGUUUAUCAGAAUGACUGUGAACUGUAUUCAGGACUAAAUCAGGACUUUUUAAGCUGCAGUACGGCAGUAGCGGUCAGUGACGCACUGGUCAGUACUUCUUCUGUCACUCUACCUCUGUUCGGACGUGUGAUGUUAAAGACGAGGAUGAAGGACUGAAGUCAGGAGAUCAUCAGCGUAGUGGAGUAAACAGCUGGAGUUUAGAGAUAUAUUCACACACUUUUUUAUCUGUAAUCCUGUGAAUUUACUCCGGGUUUUUGACCGUCUUCCUGUGCACAUCUGCAUGUAUUGUGCACAUCUGCAUAUACUUCAUUUCUAUAAUAUUUAAAGUUGUGUGUUUUUUCCUCCGUAUUUCUCAGAUCUUGUUUCCGGUUCAUUCCUGAUCUCUGAUGUGAACAAACUCUAACACUACUGGAUGAGACGCACUUUACUAAAGUAUUAU